Messenger RNA from Fonsecaea multimorphosa CBS 102226, 1770 nucleotides. RefSeq lists its product as uncharacterized. The transcript has a single exon. Gene Ontology annotation, cellular component: SCF ubiquitin ligase complex. The coding region runs from base 1 to 1770 and encodes 589 amino acids. NCBI's taxonomy places the organism in Eukaryota, Fungi, Ascomycota, Eurotiomycetes, Chaetothyriales, Herpotrichiellaceae. The record is from RefSeq and is a predicted model, not a curated record. Gene Ontology annotation, biological process: SCF-dependent proteasomal ubiquitin-dependent protein catabolic process. Gene Ontology annotation, molecular function: protein binding.
AUGGCUGAACCGGCCUCAGAACUCGAACAAUUCCGCCAGCAGUGGAAAGAGGAAGUCAGCGCCCGCUCUAGAAAGCCAGAAAAGAAACCCGUAUCAUCAGCAUCAGCACAGCACAGACAGAGACGGACCAGCGAUGGCCGACCUGAGAGACCCGUCAACAGGCCCCCGACUCGCCACCCAGCGGCAGAUAUCAAACAGGACGAUUCCGACCACUAUAGCGAUGCAGAUCAGGCCGGCGGUAGCAGCUUGACCACGAUCCAGCAACGCACGGAAGCACUGAAAAUCCAUAAUGUGGACGACGAUGAUUUCACCGCGAGUGCCUCGUCCAAGAAAGAACCCACCAGCGCGUUGGAGCAUUUUGAACGCGCCGUCGAAAGGGAGAGCCAGGGAAACUUGGGCGAUAGUCUCUCCCACUACCGCAAGGCGUACAAGCUCGAUGCAAAGGUUGAUCAGUCAUACAAGAACAAGCACUUCCCUCAGACAGCCAAGUCGAAAGCGUCCAACCCUAAUCCUUCCAACGCUCCUGUCACAGUCCCUUCCACCGCCCACCACUCCCUCAAAGAACCCGGCCCGGAGAAUCCAACUUUAACUUUUCCCCAACUGAUUGAGUCCUUUGCACACGCUCAGAUUGAGGGUGCACCGCCCAUCGUCGAAGGCGACCGCCCUCCGCCUUGCGUUAUCAGGAAGCUCCCCACUGAAGUCCUGUUGGAGUUGCUAGAACAUAUCGCAAUCCGCGAUCCAGCCAUUUAUGUUCGGCUGUCGUUGGUCUGCAAGAAGCUGGCAUACCAUGUCGUGACUGACAAUGCCGUUUGGAGACGUGUGGCUCUGGGCCCGGAAUUCGGCCUCGCCGGCCAACAAUACGACUUCAAUACCGACCUGCAAGGCCGCAAAAUCACCUUCCGCGCUCUGGAUGAUGAAGAUCUUGCAGAUGAGGACGAAUCAUCGUCUCCUGCACGUGUGACGGAUCUUCCAUUUCCCAAAGACACUAUCUGGCGAGAGAUCUUCCACAACUAUCCCCGCAUCCGCUUCACGGGCGUGUACAUCUCCACCGUCAACUACACGCGACCGGGCGCCGCUUCAGUCACGGCAAGCACCUGGACCAAUCCGGUCCAUAUCGUCACGUAUUACAGGUAUCUGCGUUUCUUCCGUGACGGGACCUGCAUAUCCCUCCUCACAACCAACGAGCCCAUUGAAGUGGUUCACCACCUGACACCGGAGAACCUGACCUAUGUCCGUUCUGGAAAAAAGGAAGCUGCACAUCCCUUGAACUUCACCUCCUCGGCACCAGCCCUCCUCAAAGAAUCCGGCUCAUCCACUGCCGCAGCCGGGGGUGCCACCCCAAACACAGCCGCACCACCCCCAUCGGCACGAGAUGUCAUGAAACACGCUCUCCGGGGCCGCUGGCGCCUGUGCCACCCGAGCCUCGACCUGAUACCAGCCUCAGCAGAAUCCACCAGGCCGAGCCAGAGCCACGGCCAAGACCACCCGACAGUUCCAGUCCCAUCUUCCAACCCCACCUCCCCCACCAUGUCCCCCGGCGACCUGCACAUCGAAACCGAGGGCGCCGGCCCACGGUACAUGUACACGAUGCACCUGUCCCUGAAAUCCGCAGGGUCGGCACGCUCAAGGCACACCACCAAGAACAACAAGCUGGUGUGGAAAGGGUUCUGGAGCUUCAACGUGCUCACCAACGACUGGGCCGAGUUCCAUCUGCGCAAUGACAAGCCCUUCUAUUUCUCCCGCGUCAAGGGCUAUGGAUUGGGCUAUUGA